Messenger RNA from Erigeron canadensis, 780 nucleotides. Its product is annotated as late embryogenesis abundant protein D-34. NCBI's taxonomy places the organism in Eukaryota, Viridiplantae, Streptophyta, Magnoliopsida, Asterales, Asteraceae. The record is from RefSeq and is a predicted model, not a curated record. The transcript has 3 exons. Bases 1 to 780 code for a protein of 259 amino acids.
AUGAGUCAAGGACAACCACGACGACCUCAAACCGAAGACCAAGAACCCAUCAAAUACGGAGACGUAUUUCAAGUCUCGGGUGACUUGGCCAACAAGCCCAUCACCCCACAAGAUGCUGCCACUAUGCAAUCAGCUGAAUCCAGGGUUCUUGGUAAAACACAAAAAAGCGGACCAGCCGCUGUCAUGCAGUCCGCGGCUUGUGUUAAUGAAAGCCGCGGAGUGGUAGGCCAUUUUGACGUGACUAGUGACACUAGUGAUCAAGGUGUCACUGUUUCUGAUGCUGAAGUUGCUGGUCUUCAUAUUGUUACCGAAUCCAUUGGCGGCCAGGUGGUGGGACAAUAUGUACAAGCGGGUCCAGUAUCAGCUCCAGCCGAGCCAGCGAAAAUAGACCCAAUUGACCAGGUUACAAUUGGAGAAGCACUAGAGGCUGCUGCCAUGUCUGCCGGAGAGAAGCCUGUGGAACAGAGUGACGCUGCGGCCAUACAAGCAGCAGAAGUCCGAGCAACGGGUCAAAUGCGAGUCAUGCCUUCUGGCUUAGCGGCUAAAGCUCAGGCUGCAGCGACACAGAACACCCGGACCAUGCGUGAUGAGGACAAAACAAAGCUUGGAGAUGUGUUGGCGGAUGCGAGUACGAUGCUGCCUCGAGACAAGCCAGUGACGAGGGAGGACGCGGAAGGGGUUAUAGGGGCAGAGAUAAGGAACAAGCCGGAUUUGGCUACGUACCCGGGUGGGGUGGCGGCGUCCAUGGCUGCAGCUGCUAGGCUCAAUCAGAAGAAGUGA